AUGCUCAUUGACGGUGAGAAAUGGGCCUGCGAAGCCUGCGUUCGCGGGCACCGCGUCAGCAAUUGCCAACAUUAUGACCGGCCAUUACAACACAUCAACAAAAAGGGCCGGCCAGUAACGCAAUGCCAGCAUUGCCGGUCGCAGCGCAAGAACCGCUCAGCACAUGUCAAGUGCGACUGCGGCGAAAAGACGAACAAGUGCAUCCACCUCGGUGCCAUUGAGGGCCACAGAGAAAGCUGCUGCUGCAACCAUGGCGGACGCUGCUCUUGUGCCUUCAAGAACGACCUGGACACCGUCCCCGAGUCCGCCGACCAGGACCCAGAAGAGGCAGGUUCCUGCGGUGGUGGUGGUGAGGAUGACUUGUCUGCCUCCUCCGCGAAGGCUGCGCUGAUAGGUGCCGCGUCGACUGCACCGUCAGGAUCGAACGCGGCCAACGCGAACCCAUCCAAUAAGAACCCAAUUCGCCGCCGCCGCGCCAACACGACGCGGUCCGAAGGCACGCUGACAUUCGACGAGCAUGGCCACCACAAGCCACUGUCUCAGAAGCACACCAAGGCGAUUUCGCAAAAGACCAACCCCUACCCGAUUAACCGCAUCAACUCGGCCCGCAGCACUGGCGGCCUGACCAACUUCCUGCAAGCUUCGAGCCGCCACGAUGACGAGGAACUGGACGACAACCACAGCAACGACUCCGACAACGGCGCCGAAGACACCUGCUCAUUAGAAGCUGCCGCUGCCGCCGCUGCCGCCACCAACUGCGGCACGUACCUCCCAUCACAGUUGUCACAGCAGCGCCGCUCGCGCUCCGAGACCGCCUCGCCAUUGCUGUUCGCCAGCAGCUUCCCCCAGCUCGGCGGUGCCAGCAGCACUGGCCAGCUUGCCCCACUGAACAUGGGCAUGGUGGGCUACAACACCGGUUUCACAAACUACAACUCUUUUACGCCCGAGCAGGUGGACCAGCCCCUCUUCAGCGCCGGCCUAAGCGCACCGUCCGUCGACUGGAGCCAGUUCGGCCUCGAUUUCGACCGCGGAUUCAGCACGAGCACGGACGACAAGUUCGCGUCGGCCGAGGCCUUUGGUUUUACGCGCAAUUUUGGCUACGAAUACAACGGUUCCGAGCAGGCCCCGACAAUGACGACGGGGACCUCCGGUGAGGUCUCGGAGGCCGAAGAGCCCACCGUGCCGGGUCUCGACGACUACGAGUACGACUACGAGUACGACGGCCUCAACGACGCGGCCAGCGGCAGCAUCGCCUUCUCGCGCACCAACAGCAGCUUCCACCUUCCGACGGCAGCGACAUCGGCUCCCAGCGUGCGCGCCAACACGGUCAGCAGCGACAUAAACGAGCUGCGCUACCUCAAGGCCGGCAACAAGUUCUUGCCGACACCCCUGGUUGGUGCGAGCGACGACCUGGCCACCCUCCAGUCUCUGGCUGGCAUGCCGCAGGUGGCGGGUCGCGACGACGACGAUUCGGGCCUCUGGAUGAACGACUACCAGGGCCUCCCGUCAAUGACCGAGUCGCCCGAGUCGGACGUUAUCUCUUUCUGGGCCAACAAGUGA
This is a messenger RNA of Sporothrix brasiliensis 5110, 1560 nucleotides long. Its product is annotated as copper fist DNA-binding protein domain containing protein. The transcript is spliced from 2 exons. Gene Ontology annotation, cellular component: nucleus. Gene Ontology annotation, molecular function: copper ion binding; RNA polymerase II cis-regulatory region sequence-specific DNA binding; DNA-binding transcription factor activity, RNA polymerase II-specific. The record is from RefSeq and is a predicted model, not a curated record. Gene Ontology annotation, biological process: intracellular iron ion homeostasis; intracellular copper ion homeostasis; positive regulation of transcription by RNA polymerase II. Bases 1 to 1560 code for a protein of 519 amino acids. NCBI's taxonomy places the organism in Eukaryota, Fungi, Ascomycota, Sordariomycetes, Ophiostomatales, Ophiostomataceae.